This is a messenger RNA of Myripristis murdjan (pinecone soldierfish), 3531 nucleotides long. It is a transcript of the gene ankrd46b, whose product is annotated as ankyrin repeat domain 46b. Gene Ontology annotation, molecular function: protein binding. NCBI's taxonomy places the organism in Eukaryota, Metazoa, Chordata, Actinopteri, Holocentriformes, Holocentridae. The record is from RefSeq and is a predicted model, not a curated record. Bases 145 to 831 code for a protein of 228 amino acids. The transcript is spliced from 4 exons.
UGCUUUUGUCUCACAGACCUGGCAACCCUGCAUCACAACAACACGGCUGCGGCUAGCUCCCUGGACAGCCAAAGUGCAAUUAUUUUCCCUCUAAUUUGGACCACAUUAACAGGUACGCUGGAAUUUUCUGAUACCCACUCGGACAUGUCCUAUGUCUUCAUCAACGACUCGUCGCAGACCAGCGUGCCUUUGCUGCAGGCGUGCAUCGACGGCGACCUGCCCUUCGCCAAGCGGCUGCUCGAGACGGGAUGCGACCCGAACAUCCGUGAUAACCGGGGCCGCACCGGCCUGCACCUAGCCGCCGCCCGCGGGAACGUGGACAUAUGCCGCUUCUUGCACAAGUUCGGGGCGGAUCUGCUGGCGACGGAUUACCAAGGGAACACGGCGCUGCAUCUGUGUGGGCACGUGGACACCAUACAGUUCCUCGUGUCCAACGGGCUGAAGAUUGACAUCUGCAACCACAAUGGAUCGACUCCCCUGGUGCUGGCGAAGAGACGCGGGGUGAACAAGGACGCCAUCCGUCUGCUGGAGGGCCUGGAGGAGCAGGAGGUGAAAGGCUUCAACAGAGGGCCGCACUCCAAACUGGAGACCAUGCAGAUGGCCGAGAGCGAGAGUGCAAUGGAGAGCCACUCGCUGCUGAACCCCAACCUGCAGAGCAGCGAGGGCGUCCUGUCCAGCUUCAGGACCACCUGGCAGGAGUUUGUGGAGGACCUGGGCUUCUGGAGGGUCCUGCUGCUGCUCGUGGUCAUCGCCCUCCUCUCCCUCGGCAUCGCCUACUACGUCAGCGGGGUCCUGCCUUUCUCUGCCAACCAGCUGGAGCUGGUGCACUGAAGGAGGGCCGGGACGGAGGCAAGAGGACGGGGAGGGGAGUGAGUAGAAGGGACAAGUGAAAUUCUGCUUUUGGCUGUGUACAUACACCUGAAUACAAAAAUCUCAUUUUUAACCCUUGCAGCCAUGUUCUUGUUUUCUCCUGGUUGUCUAAACCUGGAAGCAUCAUAGUCAAAAAAUUCAGUUCUGAAACACGAGCCCAGAUAAAUGUCAUUCUUUGUCAAGUGAAAAAAAAAGAUAAAAAGGCUUUUAUUACAUGAGCUGCAAGGCAAUUACAUGGGCUAUUAAAUUAAAAAGGACCAAUGUAUAGUGCACAUUUUAGAACAUCCUCAGCAUCGCUUCUCAGAUACCAGACAAAACGGCAUUCUUCAUCAGACUAAAACGCUUCAGGUGUCUGGAAGCACUCUCGUCAAGUCUGAGGUCCAGUUCCCCUGAACUGGCGAGAAGGCGAGACAGCCUCUGAUUUAAAAAAAAAAAAAAAAAGAAGAGAAAAGAAAGAAAGAAAAAAAAAGCAUCAGACAAAACUCCCUUGGGGGAAAAAACAGCAUCAGGCGAAGGUUCACUGCAACUUAGCACUUUUAGAGUCGUGUUUUCCUGUCUAAUGGCGGCCAAAACUAGGAACUUUAUGCCCCUUACUUCAAGUCUUGCCUAUAUAAAUGAUUUCAAAUAGAGUUACUUGCUUUUAUACAGUCUAAUUAAUAUGGGUUGCUUUCUGCAGCCACUGCACGCCACUCUGUCAUGAGCGUGACCCGCUCAGUCUUCGGCUGAACGUCUCACAUCGGAGCUUCAUCUCCAAAAGUAGCGUGCACUUUUGUCCAACACCGUUUUGUCUGAGGAGAUUUGUUCUGAUGACUUUUCACCUGAGGAGACUUUGUGCGGGGCAGAUCCCAGGUUUUUGUCCCAUGUCCAGUUACACUAGUUAUUUGACAAGAGUUAUUUCAGAGGCCUGAAGAUGUUUUCCUCCUGGUGUCUGAGAACUAACACUGAGGUGUGAGGAUGUCCUCAGAUGUAUUAAACUGGUAGUCUUAGUCAGCCUGUUUCAUCCUUUCAAGGAUUCUGUUUUUGACUGGCAAGUGAAGGAUCCAAAGUUUUCUACUAUCAGUGUGAAUCUACCUGUCCCUCCAAAGAGCUCGUUCCCUCUGUCCUUGUACAGAUCCCAUUGUUGUGUCUUUAGCCGGCUGUGAGGAGUUGAGCGGUGUGGUUAGGAGAGACCGUGGACUGAAGUGGGUGGGGGCUGAAGAGAGACGUGGGAAUACAUGGAUGAUUUGGUUAUUUUGAAACUACUCCUAACCCCACGGUGUGUUUCCAGUGGGAAAACAACAGUGCUGAUGUCAUCAUCAUGAUUGAAGUGGCUCACCCCGAUAAUGUAUGACAUCUAGCUUUGUUUUGAAUUGAGAUGAUCAAUUCACAGUGCAAACAUUAGCCAUUUUGUCCACAGAGAUCAUUAAAAUUCAGUCAGAUCAACCGAAAUAUAAAGACGUGAGCAGGUUAUCAGCUAUAGUGUGCUUUACUUGCAUUGUUUGUAAAGGCUUACCAUCCUAACAUAUGAACAGUUACCAUGUAUUUUUGCCUAACAACCCUCGUUUUUCUUUUUGUUUGUUUGUUUGUUUUACACAGUGCAAACUGAUACUGUAAAUGAAUGAUACCAUGAUUUUUUUUUUCUUCUGAUAACUAUGUAAAUGUGAUGCUGUUGCUUCAGUCUCUUCUCUAACAUGUCCCCCUCGGAGACUUGCAUAAAAAAAUAAUUUCUGACAACAUGCACUAGGUAAAGAUCUGGGUUGAUUAGUGUAUGUGAAUUACUCUUUAACCUUUGUCUUAGUGAAACUGGAGUGUGUCAGAGGUUAACUGAAUAUGAAUGGGAUGAGCAGCCAGCCACAGAUCACAUGGUAACCUUACCCUGAAACUAACUUCGAAUAAUAUUUCCUUGCACUGUUUGACUCAGCUCUUACCGGUCUUGUCAUCGCACCAGAAAUCCUCUAUGUUAUUUUUGUUUUCUUCAAAGCAGGAAGUUUCACUUGGUACUUGAAAGUGUUUCCGUGAGUCCCAAUGUGUGUCUCCUUUUUCAUGCCUCUCUUAUGUUAUGUUACAAGCUGUAUAUUGCCAAUGUUUCAUAUCAUUUUGUACUUUUCUCUUGCUUGUUUAACCUGUCAGAUUUCUAUCAAAUAUUAUUUAUCAUUUUUUUUGUAUUAAUCUCCCUCCUGAAAUGUUGAAAUGUGGCACCCUUGUUAUCUUUUUGUCCUCUUUGAUGAAUCUGGUUGGUUGAUCGGAGGCUGAUAACUUGACUGUUGAUGGCUCGGCGUUGUGCAGGACUGUGGUGUUGUCUGCGGUGUGUCUUUGCAGAUCAGAUGGGAGAAGCACCUUGACUGUGUGCCUUUUUGAGUGAAAUCAACCCUUGUGUUUUACAGUGUUUCAUUACAGACAUUCCCACCAGAAACAUGCAGCUUCGUUGCAUUAAAACCUAAACAUCAUACAUGGACGGGCCCUGUGCUCACAACGUAUAGGAUCAUGGAAGAGGCUUCACGGUUUAUUGUGUAUACUUAUUUUGUUGUAUAUUCAUUUUAUCACAAUGUUCUUGUAAACCAUGUAGAUUUUAUUUGAUGUACUUUCUCCACUGUUGGUUAUGUGUUUGGAGAGUAACAUAUUUGAAGUAAACCCAUAAUUUAAUGUGGAAAAUUAAUAAAAUCAUGUUUAUGAUGACCCAUA